AUGAUAGGAUAUUAUGUAAGACUUUACAACACGCAAAAUCCGCCAGAUGUCGUUUGGGAUGAAGUCCAUUUCGGAAAUUUUACAAAUGGCUACAUUAAAGGCGAAUAUUUUUUUGAUAUCCAUCCGCCAUUCGCCAAAUUACAAUUUGCCUUCUGGGAUUGGCUUCAAGAGUACAAUGGAAGCAUAAUGUUUGAAGGAUACGACAGAGGAUACAAAGAUGAAAAUUUCAUUUCUCUUAGAAUUACUCCUAUCAUGUACAGCUCAUUAGUACCAUGCAUGAUCUAUGUUGCAAUGAGAUCAGCACUAUUUUCGAAAAUUGCUGCAUUUACUUCGGGAUUUUUAAUCUCAAUUGAGACUUCUAUGAUAGCAGAAGGAAAAUUUCUUUUUACAGAUGGCACAUUACACUUUUAUACGAUGUUUAGUAUGAUAUUCAUUAAUCUUUUCCUAUCAAAACAUACAAGAACGAAAGAAUGGUGGAGAUGGAUGAAAAUUUCAUCAUUUUUCAUGGGUCUCGCCUUCUCAAUUAAGAACACUGCACUCUCUCUUAUCUUUCUAACAGCUUAUACUCAAAUUGUUGAAAUUAUUAUUUUCCGAAAUUUCGAUUUUGACAUAGAUUUAUAUGCAGAAGUAUGCUCAAGGAUAUGGUAUUCACUUUGGCCAGGUCUCCUCAUUCAUUUUGCAAUUUGGGCCUAUCAUUUUACUGUAUUACCAUAUGGAACCGAAGAUGUAUUCGAUUCCGACUGGGAAUCCUACAGUUUGAUUGAUAGAAAACGAGAUAAUGAGACUGCUUUCAUACAAUUUGUUCAUUGGCCGCCUUUAACUCUCAGAGUUUUAGAUGUCAUUUCAAGUACUUUCAUUUCUAAUGGCUUGAACUUUGAACCGCAUGAUAGUAUGUCAAGGCCAUUCGAUUGGCCGCUGCUACUUGAUAAAUGGAUCAUGUAUUACCCUAGAUGGCAAGGAGAUUUCGUUUGCUGUGGCAAUUUAUUCGUAUACGUCAUGACAUUUUCAGGAGUUAUACUUAGCAUGCUUGGAUUCUGGUCAAAGAAACAGUUUCCUUACGCAUUAAGAUUUAUUGUUGGAUAUUGGGUUUCAUACUUACCAUUUUAUGGUGUUCCACGUACAAUGUUCUUGUACCACUACCAUGUUCCACUUAUGUUUGCUUCUUGUUGUCUUGGCUGUGCUUUAGAUUUGUGGCUUCCCAAAUAUUGGAAAGGAUUUGCCUGUGUUUUCAUCAUCUUCGCAGGACUUGUUGGCUAUUUCAUCAUUAACCCAUUCAUUUACGGAAAUGGAAGAGUUAACAGAGAAUGGAGACUUCUAAACAAGUCAUGGAGAGAUGGAAAACCAGGAAGACACAAAUAUUAUGACUACAUGGCUUCUAAAGCUUCCUCUCAAAAGAAAGCAUAUCACGAAAAUGAUCCAAAUUAUACAGAUCCAACACCAGAAUCUGGUAGGAGAGGAAGAGGAAGAGCAAGAAGGAGAGCAAGAAGUUGA
This is a messenger RNA of Trichomonas vaginalis G3, 1491 nucleotides long. Its product is annotated as dolichyl-phosphate-mannose-protein mannosyltransferase protein. The transcript has a single exon. The coding region runs from base 1 to 1491 and encodes 496 amino acids. The record is from RefSeq and is a predicted model, not a curated record. Gene Ontology annotation, cellular component: membrane. Gene Ontology annotation, biological process: protein O-linked glycosylation via mannose. Gene Ontology annotation, molecular function: dolichyl-phosphate-mannose-protein mannosyltransferase activity. NCBI's taxonomy places the organism in Eukaryota, Parabasalia, Trichomonadida, Trichomonadidae.